Messenger RNA from Daphnia pulex (common water flea), 894 nucleotides. RefSeq lists its product as uncharacterized. The record is from RefSeq and is a predicted model, not a curated record. Bases 1 to 807 code for a protein of 268 amino acids. NCBI's taxonomy places the organism in Eukaryota, Metazoa, Arthropoda, Branchiopoda, Diplostraca, Daphniidae. The transcript has 3 exons.
AUGAUGAAAUCUGCAUCCGUGGUGUUUUGUUGGCUGUUAGUGGCGAGUGUCGGUUGCUAUGUCCUUUAUUUAGCGCGUUCACCUACAGUUGUCAACUGGUACACAAUUGACGUCGAAACAAUGAAACACCUUGACAUGCUUGAGUACAUUCAAUGGACUAAUAACGCCACCAGUUGCAAAGUGGAACAAGAUUUCGGUGGUAACGUUGACGGUAAGAAAUCUGUCUGCUUAGAUCCGCAAGUUCGUCCAGAACCCGGGAAUUGCCUCGUCUAUUCAUUUGGCGUCAAUCACGAAUGGACGUUUGACGAAGCAAUGGCUAGCUACGGAUGUCAAGUUUACGCAUUCGAUCCCAUGGUCAAACAAAGUUACAAUCGAUCAGAUAACAUUCACGUUUACAACUACGGGCUGAGCUUCAAAACUGAAAUUUCGGUGCAAAACUGGACGGUUAUGCCUUUAAAGAAACUCUACAAGAUGAUGGUGCCUGUGCACGGACGGAUGCCCAUAAGCUACCUCAAAUACGACAUGGAAGAUGGAAAUUUGCGGGUUGUGCCAGACAUUGUUCAAACAGGCAUGCUGGCGAACGUUCGCCAGUUGGCCUUGGAGGUACACAUUGAGCCUGAAGGAAAGAUCGAAGAUUUCCGUGAUAUGGUGGAAGUCUUACAGGCUGUGGAAGAGCUGGGAAUGGUCCGCUUCGCCUCCAACGGUAUUCCUUCAUCUCAUGACUGGUAUGAACCUUUAGAGUAUGAGGGAUACUUGGAUUACGACAUCGUUUGGUACAACGGUGACCUGAUUCAAGAAAAAAAUUAGUCGAGUACAGAAAAAAAUAAAUUAUUAGCCCAAAGAAUCAAAUGCUCGUCUACUACUUUCACUUCAAUCUUAACCGUACGUGGCAAC